This is a messenger RNA of Daucus carota subsp. sativus, 2198 nucleotides long. RefSeq names its product auxin efflux carrier component 4. Gene Ontology annotation, cellular component: membrane. Gene Ontology annotation, biological process: transmembrane transport. The transcript is spliced from 6 exons. The record is from RefSeq and is a predicted model, not a curated record. Bases 196 to 1809 code for a protein of 537 amino acids. Lineage: Eukaryota; Viridiplantae; Streptophyta; Magnoliopsida; Apiales; Apiaceae.
ACUUGUCUUAUUCCUUCUAUCAUUAUUAUCCUUCUUUUAUAAAACUAAAAACACACAUACACAAACACUCUCUCCUAGAAUCUCAGCCAUGCAGCUGCUCAAUAACAGUACUUGUAGCAGCUGCAGUGAUUAGAUCAACUUACAUAUUUACCGUUAAAUAUAAAUAUUUUUUGGUGUUAUAGCCUUUAACUAACCAUGAUUUCUUGGCACGAUCUUUACACGGUCUUAACCGCGGUUUUUCCUCUUUACGUGGCCAUGAUUUUGGCCUACGGCUCGGUCCGGUGGUGGAAGAUUUUCACCCCGGACCAGUGCUCCGGCAUUAACCGUUUCGUCGCGAUUUUUGCAGUCCCUCUCCUGUCCUUCCACUUCAUCUCCACCAACAAUCCUUACGAAAUGAACUUCCGUUUCAUCGCAGCCGACACGCUACAAAAAAUUAUAAUGCUUGUUGUCCUAGGCCUCUGGGCUAAAUUUAGCAAAAAAGGAAACCUGGACUGGAUGAUCACGAUUUUCUCUCUUUCGACGCUUCCUAAUACCCUCGUCAUGGGAAUUCCUCUGUUAAUUGCUAUGUAUGGUGACUACUCCGGAAGUUUAAUGGUUCAAGUUGUGGUUUUGCAAUGUAUUAUUUGGUACACACUGCUACUGUUUUUGUUCGAAUAUCGUGGCGCUAAGAUGCUGAUCAUGGAACAGUUCCCCGAAACGGCUGCUUCAAUCGUCUCAUUCAAAGUUGAUUCGGAUGUGGUUUCGUUAGACGGGCAUGAUUUUUUGGAGACGGAUGCGGAGAUUGGAAAUGAUGGGAAGCUGCAUGUUACGGUGAGAAAAUCUAAUGCUUCGAGAAGAUGUUUAGGUUCAGGGUUAGGUUCAGGUUCGAUGUCUGGGAUGACUCCGAGGCCUUCGAAUCUCACGGGAGCGGAGAUUUAUAGCCUGAGCUCGAGUCCUAGAGGUUCGAAUUUUAACCACAAUGAUUUUUACUCGAUGAUGGGGUUUCCGGGUGGUAGGCUUUCGAAUUUCGGCCCGGGUGAUCAAGUGUAUUCGGUGCAAUCUUCCAGAGGUCCAACUCCGAGACCAUCGAAUGUUGAGGAAAUCAAGCUCGCUAGUACUGAUCACUCACAAAAUUGGGAAUCAAAAGCUGCUCUAGAAAACGAGGGGUUUGUUAGUGAUACUACGAGCUUCACGGGUGCUGGUAGAGGCGACGACGAGGAGACAGAAAAGGGGCACAUGGGAGUAUCAAGAUUGGGGUCGAGCUCUAGUUCUGCACAUCAUCUUAAAGUCCCUAUGGAUCAUGGUAUUGGCACCGGAAAAAUAAUGCCUCCAACAAGCGUUAUGACCCGUUUGAUAUUGAUUAUGGUGUGGCGUAAGCUUAUUCGAAACCCCAAUACUUACUCCAGCCUCAUUGGUCUAGUUUGGGCUCUCGUCUCCUACCGGUGGGAUAUUACAAUGCCGAAAAUAGUGGAUGAGUCCAUCUCGAUAUUAUCUGAUGCUGGUCUUGGAAUGGCUAUGUUUAGCUUAGGGUUGUUCAUGGCUCUUCAGCCCAAGAUAAUUGCUUGCGGUAACUCAGUCGCGACUUUUGCUAUGGCUGUGAGAUUUCUCACCGGCCCUGCAGUGAUGGCAGCAGCUUCCGUCGCUGUUGGCCUUCGCGGUACCCUGCUUCGUGUUGCAAUUGUGCAGGCUGCACUUCCACAAGGGAUUGUUCCAUUCGUGUUUGCGAAAGAAUACAAUGUAUAUCCAGCCAUACUUAGCACCGCGGUUAUCUUUGGAAUGUUAAUAGCGUUACCCAUCACUCUUGUGUACUACAUUAUCCUUGGGUUGUGAUGAGAUAAGCUACUUAUUUUCGAGGCAGAAACCAUGAAUGCGAGAUCUCGGAAAGACAAAAUUUUGAUCAAAAAUUUGGAACAGAGCAAUGAUUUUGGCUGCCGGUGCCUGAUGAUCUUGAGAUAGAGAAAGUGAUACUAUGAAGAAAUGGAGGCUUUAUGGCAUUUUUGGGUCCUGGUAGUCUUAGGCUCUUAGUUUAACUUGGUUAAGACUGAAGACCCUGAUAUAUGAGGAUCAUUUUGUGAUAUGAAAUAUAAAAAAGUAGAUGUUAAGAGUUGAAAAAAGUUUAUGAGAGCAUGUAAAUUGUAAAUCUCGCUGGUGUAAAGAUAGGGUAAAUUUCUGAUUUUUUUCGCUCCUGAGAAAAUAAUUGAGACAAGAUUCAAGAUCUC